GAAAGCAGCAGGAGUGGAGAAGUGAACUUAAACAUUCCGCUGCCACCCCCCUGUUUUAGCAGGAGUGAGUUUUUGUCUCAGUUCAAAAGAGAGAAGCACGCUUUCGGACAACAGCUCUUUAUAACCAGAGGGGAGAAGUCCUACACUGGCGGUUGGAAAUGUUCGGAUGUCGAAAACUGUGCACUCUGUGGCCUCUGCUACUUCUCCAUGUCUCUGGAAGUGCAUUCAAAUUUGACAUAUUCAAAAGAAACCCUGAGUUGCGGGAAGGUGACGUGAGGCUCUCUGGCUCUCAGAGUGUUUCAGAGGGGCGUGUGGAAGUCUACCAUGAAGGGAAAUGGGGAACAGUGUGUGACGACGGCUGGGACAUGGCUGAGGCCCAGGUGGUGUGUCGUCAGCUACACUUCCCCAGGGCCAAAUCUGUUGUCAUUGGGAAGGACUACGGACAAGCGUCUGGACCUAUUUGGCUGGAUGAUAUGACAUGCAAAGGCACAGAGAACUAUCUGUCUGCUUGCGCUUUCAAAAGCUGGGGAGUAACUGACUGCUCCCACAAAGAGGAUGUUGGAGUUAUUUGUGAAACAGACGACGAAAACGUGACCAGGGUUGAUUCGACACAUUCGCUGGACCACAGCAUCGGCCUGUCUGAUGAUCUUGGCCAGAUCUUUGACAGCGGGAAUGGCUGCGACUUCCUGAUCUCAGUUCAGAGUGAAACUGGAAACAGGAAGGAGGACGGGACGCCGGAGGUGGUUGGGACAACGAUUUGUGCGCACAAAAUUAUCCUCUCACGAUUCCCACUCUUAAGUGUUUCAGAGGGGAAGACGAACGUCACAGUCAACGUCAGCCAAUCCUGCCAACCAUAUUUCACCUCCUUCAUCAGGUACAUAUACACCCGCAAGAUGGAUGUCACCUUCUCCUCUGUGCAGUGCCUCCACUGGAUGGCUUCAACGUUUGGGGUCAAGCAGCUAAUGGAGGACGCAGGCCGGCUGUUCUCUAAAAUCCUCCCAGAGGACGCCUCAUUUCACACCCAGGUGUCCCUUGCAGAAUAUGCAAAGGAAACUGGGGACUUUGUCCUCCAGGAGAGCUGUAUUCAGUAUAUGGCCUGGAACUACCAAAAUCUGACCAGGUCUCCUGCUUGGACCCGCCUUUCCGUCGAGCUCCUUGGAGCCCUGCUAGCCCGCUCAGACCUGGUGGUGCCAGAUGAAUAUUUUCUGCUCCAGACCUUGGAGAGCUGGAUCACAGAGAAGGGCAACUCGACCAGUUUGGAAACCCAGGUUGACCUGUUGAGCCGCAUUCGUUUCCCCAUGAUCCCCGCUGAGAAACUAUAUGAUCUGGAGUCCAGCUCUUCUCUCUACAGCACUCAUAAGGACAUGUAUCGUGAGAACAUGUUGAAAGCAUACCAGUUUAAUGUUCUGCUCUUUAGCAAUCAGUCCAACUCCGUGUACAAUACAGAAGGUGAUUAUUACCAGCCCAGAAUCUACACCGCUAAACCAUGGAGCACUGCUAUUGGGUCUUCAACGAAAACUCCAUUAAAUCCAGUCCCACCCCCCUAUAGUUCAUACGGAUAUUAUAGAAAUGGCUAUGACUAUCGUUAUCUUUAUCCCACUGUCAGUCCAUAUGGUCAAACAACCAAGUUGUUCAGCACACCUGUCCACAACAGCCUGCUCUUUAAGGACAACAAGAUUCAGUGGGAGGCAAACGUCUUCAAGAGCCAACGUGAAUGCUCAAACCGAGGUCUGAGGUGCGAGUCGUUCCCUGUGGCAAGGCUGUUUCCCCAAAACCAGCUCACCCAGCAGAGCAACAUCCUCUUUCGUAACCGGCUCCUGUUGGUCUGCCAAGGCAAGUACAUCUGUCAGGUUCAGGACUUCAAAGUCAACCUGGCUUAUAUCGCUGUGAAUGAGACCCAGGUCUCUGCCUAUCCCUGUCCUGAUGACCAGUACACCACCUACCAAUUUGUAGUGAGACCACAGUAUGUCUGAUCCAGAAUCAGAGCCAGGCUUAAUAGUCCUCACAUUUGAUCAAUUUGUCUGCCUAUUAUUCAAUAGAUUGCAAUGAUACCACAAGAUUAUUCAUGUGAGUUUUCUUUUUUCAUUAAUCUCUUGUUGAUUAGCUACACAUGUAUCACCUGGUUGGCUGUGCUUUAAUUCAUAUCAAGCAAAUAAAUAAAGAGUGAUUUCUA
This is a messenger RNA of Micropterus dolomieu (smallmouth bass), 2173 nucleotides long. RefSeq names its product galectin-3-binding protein A-like. NCBI's taxonomy places the organism in Eukaryota, Metazoa, Chordata, Actinopteri, Centrarchiformes, Centrarchidae. Gene Ontology annotation, cellular component: membrane. The transcript has 6 exons. Bases 159 to 1973 code for a protein of 604 amino acids. The record is from RefSeq and is a predicted model, not a curated record.